GUAGAUUUAGGCCCAGACCAGGGCCCCUCCAGUAGAUUUAGGCCCAGACCAGGGCCCUCCUCCAGUAGAUUUAGGCCCAGACCAGGGCCCUCCUCCAGUAGAUUUAGACCCAGACCAGGUACGUGCAGCAAAGAUGAUCUGCUUCAAUCCGGUGACAGUGAUCAGCGGUAAGGGGGGCUGUGGUAAGACCACGGUGGUGAGUCUCGUGUUCAAGGCCGCCUUGCAGCAGAGCCCAGAGAAGGAAGUCAGGAAGGCAUGCUGGGACUUUGAAAAUGACUCCUUGGGGUCUGAGGCGUGGGAGGAAGCCGAUGCGUGGGAGGAAGAAGCCCUGUCGAAGAGUCUCCUCUCUCAGUUAGAGGGGGAGGUAAAGGACGAGAAGAAGUCAUCGUCGUGGGUUUUACAGGGAGAGGACGAGGUGUUACUAACAGCACCCACAGGGAGAGCUGCGUCUCUGCUCACCAAGAGGACAUGCUUCAAGGCCUACACCCUGCACCAGGUAGUGUGGAGUUUCAUGCAGGCCAAAAAGGACCCCAGUGGGGCUCCUGAGGAGUGGAAGUUUGCGUGUGUGCGCGUGUUGGUGGUGGACGAGGGCAGUCUGGUGUGUGUUCAGCUCCUCCACUCCGUCCUCACCAUGCUCACCAAACACGCACAGCUCAGGAAGUUUGUCAUCUUGGGUGAUGUGCGUCAGCUGCCCAGUAUCCAGCCAGGAAACACCUUGUAUGACCUGUUCCACAGUCUGGGCCGAGCCCAUUGGGCCAUCGAGAUGAGGACCAAUCACAGAGCUGAGUCUCAACUGAUCGUCGACAACGCCGGACAAAUCGCAGAGAUGGGGAUGAAUCGUAGUUUCAGACCGCUCCACUACGACGCCAUCUUGGAUCUGAAUGGAAGCUACACCAUGCCCUCUGAAGACAAGAGGUUCAUCCUCAUCCUGCUGCCCAACACCACCGAGGACUCUGACUAUGACCUUCAGGUGGCUAUCGAACUCUUAUUGAAAGCUGCUCCAGGACUGAAGAAUGACGCCACGUCACAGUUCAUUGCCUUCAGAAGGAUGGAGUGUGCCUUGAUCAAUGAGCUUUGCUGCAAACAUUACUGCGACCACCGCACCAAAAACAACAAGAACCGACUAGAUUUCCAGCCGAGAGAUAAAGUCUGCUGUACAAAGAACGGCUACGUCACAGACAGGAACAAGGAAGUGUCUCCUGAAGCAGAGGACUUGGAGAACGGCUACGUAUCUGACAGGGCCAGGACCAAGCAGAGACUUCCUGGUCUGGACGGAGGGGAGAGACUGAGAGGGAACGGGGCCACACAGAGAGACGGCAGUGGUGACAAAAUGAAAAGCAAAGAGAAGAAUAAAGAGCGUCUGUGUAACGGAGAGAUAUUCUUUAUUAAACAUGACGUGACAGAGGAGGAGGCGGGCUCUCAGCGGAGCAGGAAGCAGAGGUACUUGACUCUGGAUGAUGGCGACGGACGGAUGCUGUGUGUUUCCUUCAGGGAACUGCAGAGAGAAUGUAAACUGCAACACGCCUGGGCUAGGACCAUACACACCUUCCAGGGGUCGGAGACCGAGACCAUUGUGUACGUGCUGGGUAACGGUAGCGUCCAGACGUGGAAACACGUGUACACGGCUGUGACACGGGGACAGAAGCGUGUAUAUGUCAUAGCCAAGCAGGAGGGCAUGGCCUCCGCCAUCAAGAGACGCAUCAUCCCACGUAACACCCGGCUGGGAACCCUGGUCAAAGAGCUGCUGGUCCAGCCUGGGGCUGAGGGGCAGGACCAACCAGACCAGAACCAACCCCAGCCGGGUACACCUCGCAGGGCAGCCCCAGGCUUCGGGCCUACACAGACCACUCCUCUGGGCUCACAGACACCUAGCUGGUCUCUAAGGACCCCCUACAAAACCCCUAUAGCAGCACCCAGACUCCCCUCUACGCCCAGUGUAGCAGUCCCACUUCACGUCAAUUGUGUCCAGUCCCACUCAACGUCGGGCCUACCCAGGAAGCUGUGGAGAAAUGAGCCUCCAACAGCUCCUCAGGCAGAUGCCUCAGACACCUCUCUAAUGGACGACAUCACUUUCAGUCAGGCAUAUACCUGGUCGCCUAUGAACAGCAGCUCUGAGGACCCCUCUCAGGAGCAGCCUGGGUCUUGUGAGGAGGAGGAGGAGGAAGGGAUCAAGAUGGAGGCUAGCAGCAGCGCUGUAGAGGAUGGACACAUGGGGAAGGGUUCAUAUUUAGCUGCUCGGUCUGGGGUUGAGCGCACCCCUUCCAAGAGGACGCUCGGUCCUGACAGUGAGAAACAGAAUGUGACUCCUCAUAAACAGAUCAAG
Molecule: messenger RNA, 2323 nt
Organism: Oncorhynchus tshawytscha (Chinook salmon)
Lineage: Eukaryota; Metazoa; Chordata; Actinopteri; Salmoniformes; Salmonidae
Product: DNA helicase B
Source: RefSeq, a predicted model, not a curated record